GCGUCGUCAAUGGGAAGAGAACGCGGCGGUGGAAAAGCGCAUUAUAUCUUUUAACUUCCAGUGACACGAUGGUUUCGACUUCAGUUCUGUGUUUGUGGACUAUAUUUUGCCUUCAUUUAUGUUGUUAUGUGAACACUGGAAUAGCACAGAAUUCGAGAGAAGUGAUCUUACUGGAUUCUAAGGCGCAACAAACAGAGCUGGAAUGGAUUUCCUCUCCGUCGAGUGGGUGGGAGGAGAUCAGUGGGUUGGAUGAAAACUAUACGCCCAUACGUACUUACCAAGUGUGCCAGGUCAUGGAGCCAAAUCAGAAUAACUGGCUUCGGACUAACUGGAUAGAGAAAGGUGAUGCCCAGAGGAUUUUUGUAGAACUGAAGUUCACCUUGAGGGAUUGUAAUAGCCUACCAGGUGUGGUGGGGACUUGCAAGGAGACAUUCAACUUGUAUUAUCAGGAAACUGACACAGAGGUUGGGAGGAACAUACGUGAGAGUCACUAUGUGAAAAUCGACACUAUCGCUGCAGAUGAAAGCUUCACCCAGGGGGACCUUGGUGAAAGGAAGAUGAAGCUGAAUACCGAAGUGCGUAUAAUUGGCCCCCUGUCUCGACGAGGGUUUUACCUGGCCUUUCAGGACGUAGGGGCCUGCAUCGCCCUGGUCUCGGUCAAAGUGUAUUACAAAAAGUGUUGGUCCAUUAUUGAGAAUCUGGCGACUUUUCCGGACACGGUGACUGGAUCCGAGUUCUCGUCCCUAGUCGAGGUGGAGGGUACGUGUGUGAGCGAUGCAGAGGAGGAGGCUGACAACUCUCCCAAAAUGCACUGCAGUGCAGAAGGAGAAUGGCUGGUGCCCAUUGGGAAAUGUAUAUGCAAAGCGGGAUUUCACCAGAAGGGCGACGCAUGCGAACCUUGCGGGCGCGGAUUCUACAAGUCUUCCUCCCAGGACCUGCAGUGCUCCCGCUGUCCGGCGCACAGCUACAAUGACAGGGAGGGCUCGUGGCGCUGCGACUGCGAGGACGGCUACUACAGGGCGCUGUCUGACCCGCCGUCUGUGGCCUGCACCAGGCCCCCGUCGGCGCCGCAGAACCUGGUCUACAACAUCAACCAGACCACCGUCAGCCUGGAGUGGAGCCCCCCGGCGGACUCGGGCGGACGCAACGACGUCACCUACCGGAUUAUCUGCCGGCGCUGCAGCUGGGAGCCCGAGGAGUGUGUGGCGUGCAGCGGCGGCGUGGGCUACUCUCCGCAGCAGGCGGGACUCGUGGACACCUACGUCACCAUCAGCGACCUGCUGGCGCACGCCAACUACACCUUCGAGGUGGAGGCCGUCAACGGCGUGUCUGACCUCAGCCGCACCCAGAGGCUGUUUGCCGCCGUCAGCAUCACCACCAGCCAAGCAGCCCCGUCACAGGUCAGCGAGGUCAUCAAGGAGAGUGUCCAGCAGCGGAGCAUCCAGCUCUCCUGGCUGGAGCCCCAGCAGCCCAACGGAGUCAUCACCGAGUACGAGAUCAAGUACUACGAGAAGGAUCAGAAGGAUCGCAUCUACUCCACGGUGAAAUCAAAGUCAACAUCAGCUACAGUAAACAACCUGAAGCCAAGCACAGCAUACGUGUUUCAGAUCCGGGCAUUCACCGCCGCGGGUUAUGGCACCUUUGGGCCGCGUCUAGAGGUCACCACGAAAGAAGAGCCAGCAGCCACCAUUGUAUCCAGUGAGCAGAACCCCGUCAUCAUCAUCGCAGUGGUGGCCGUUGCGGGGACCAUCAUCCUGGUGUUCAUGGUGUUCGGCUUCAUCAUUGGGAGAAGGUACGCUCUCGCGGGCCCCAUUGACUCUCCGCUGCUGCAUUGUGGCUACAGCAAGGCCGACCAGGAAGGGGACGAGGAGCUCUACUUCCAAUUUAAAUUUCCAGGCACCAAAACAUACAUUGACCCUGAAACCUACGAGGACCCAAACAGGGCUGUCCAUCAAUUUGCCAAGGAGCUGGAUGCGUCGUGCAUUAAGAUUGAGCGGGUGAUUGGAGCAGGGGAGUUUGGAGAAGUGUGCAGCGGGCGCCUGAAGCUCCCGGGGAAGCGGGACUCGCCGGUGGCCAUUAAAACUCUCAAGGUGGGCUACACAGAGAAGCAGAGGCGAGACUUCCUCUGCGAGGCCAGCAUCAUGGGCCAGUUUGACCACCCUAAUGUGGUUCACUUGGAGGGAGUGGUGACCAGAGGAAAGCCAGUGAUGAUUGUAAUUGAAUACAUGGAAAAUGGCUCAUUAGAUGGCUUCCUUAGGAAACAUGACGGUCAAUUCACCGUCAUCCAGUUGGUGGGCAUGCUGAGAGGCAUCGCAGCGGGAAUGAGAUACCUCUCCGAUAUGGGCUACGUCCAUCGAGAUCUGGCAGCGCGCAACAUCCUUGUCAACAGCAAUCUCGUAUGUAAAGUGUCUGACUUUGGCCUGUCAAGAGUGAUAGACGACGAUCCCGAGGCUGUCUACACAACAGCGGGGAAGAUGCAGGAUAUAAUGAAUUUGAUCUUUACUCCUGCCACUGACCUGCGUUUUACUGAACAGGGUGGGAAAAUACCAGUUCGGUGGACAGCAACGGAGGCCAUCCAGUACCGUAAAUUCACAUCCGCUAGCGAUGUGUGGAGUUACGGCAUUGUCAUGUGGGAGGUCAUGUCCUAUGGGGAGAGGCCUUAUUGGGAUAUGUCCAAUCAAGAUGUUAUAAAGGCAAUUGAGGAAGGCUAUCGGCUGCCCGCACCCAUGGACUGCCCUCCAGGCCUACAUCAGCUGAUGCUUGACUGCUGGCAGAAGGACCGGGCAGAUCGACCCAAAUUUGAUCAAAUAGUUGGCAUCCUUGAUAAAAUGAUUCGCAAUCCUAGUACUUUAAAGACUCCGAUGGGAACAUGUACGAGGCCCAUCAGUCCCCUCCUAGACCAGAGCACACCAGACUUCACCACUUUCCGCUCGGUGGGAGACUGGUUGGAAGCCAUCAAGAUGGAGAGAUACAAAGACAACUUGACCGCGGCUGGCUACAGCUCUCUGGAAUCAGUGGCAAGGAUGACGAUCGAGGAUGUGAUGAGCUUGGGGAUCACUUUAGUGGGCCAUCAGAAGAAGAUCAUGAGCAGCAUACAGACUAUGAGGGCCCAGAUGCUGCACCUCCACGGCACCGGAAUCCAGGUGUGACGAGAGCGGCCGGUCGCGCACCCUCCUGGGCCCGUGGGGGACAGCGGGGAGGGCGUCAGGGGACACCCGGAGCCCUCGCUCACUCAGGCACCACCGAGGAUAAUCAAUACGGACAAAACGUUGUGCUUUUUUCUUUGUCGUCGUCUUCGUCGUCGCUCUUACUCUGGAUCUUCGGAAUGAACAAAAAGAAAAUCAUUCCUUUGUACUUUGGCAAAGGAUUUG
Alosa alosa (allis shad) is the source of this 3371-nucleotide messenger RNA. RefSeq names its product eph receptor A7 (gene epha7). NCBI's taxonomy places the organism in Eukaryota, Metazoa, Chordata, Actinopteri, Clupeiformes, Clupeidae. The record is from RefSeq and is a predicted model, not a curated record. The transcript has 17 exons. Gene Ontology annotation, molecular function: protein binding; ATP binding; transmembrane-ephrin receptor activity. Gene Ontology annotation, biological process: cell surface receptor protein tyrosine kinase signaling pathway; protein phosphorylation; axon guidance. Gene Ontology annotation, cellular component: plasma membrane; neuron projection. The coding region runs from base 69 to 3149 and encodes 1026 amino acids.